GAAGGAAAGCCUUUGAGGAGAGGGUUCCUGGAAGAACAUCCAACCUCGUUAACAAUGGCUGCUUGGUUGUCUUCUUGUGCUGCCGGUUUUCCCGAGAAACCAAGGCAGUUGGAAGACACGCUGUAUUUCUUGACUAAGUUUUGGUAGGGAGAGACUUGGGCAAGUGUAUGUAGAGCUCUGUGUGGAGGAGGCUUCUUGCAGAAAGCUUAGCAGCACAGUUUGCUUCCAACUGUGUGCUUUGUGCCUGUUAAAGCAGGCAUCCUCCUCUUCUGGGCUUUGAAGCCUGUGCUGACAGGGCAGGGAACACUUGGCUUGGGAUGUGUGUUCCGCUCCUUAUGGAUAUCAAAGAGGGUCCAAGCAAGUGAAGCCUGGCUGUGGGAGCCCCGUUGUGGCAGCAAGCUCCAUAAAUAAGCAGCAAGUAGGUGUGUGCUUAUGCUAGGAGUACAAUGAAAUGUUUUGGCAAACAGUUUACUUGCUGCCUGUGAGAAGUGGAUUGCUGGUCCCAGGCUCUGGGAAUCAGAGGUGGGGAGCAAGAGUCACCAAUAUUUUACUUCUUGGUAGAUGGGAGGCGGAGUAGUUGCCUACCUGGUGAGUUGUCAUGUGCACAGUGUAAAGAAGUCUGUAUAAAUCUCACUGUUGUUUUUCAACCCCAAAUUGUCCUGGGCAGUGAUUGAAGAUGCUUGGAAAUAGCACAGCUUCUGCCAAUAAGGAGCCAGUGCAAGAGAAUGAGAACAGGAGGUCCACCUGAGGAAGAAAGACAUUUUUCACUUGUGAGAUCUGAGUGAGAAGGAGAGCAGAGUCAGGGAGUGCAUUGUCCAGAUCUAUGGGGACAGUCUCUUGCAUCCUGCCAGGAAUCUGGAGGAUAUGGUAUGCUGGAGGGGGAUGUUUAGGUGAUACUGUGCUUCUGAGAUUCUUGGUUGACAUUGAUAAUUGAGCAACUUAAAUCUGUUGUCUUGGACAAGAUGUUACUCUGACUUUGCAAAUCCCAGGCCAUGUUGUUGGCAUUCUGGCAGUGAUGCACUUUUUGUCUGUCUUUUUGCUGGCUGGAUGCCAUUCUGCUCCUAGCUGGCUGACAGACCUCGUGCAGGCUUGUCAGGUAGUCUUCUGUUCAGCAGUGAAGAACCGGGUUUCGUUGAUGUGGGACUACUGUUUAAAUGUUUGUGUUUGGGUGAUCCUGGAGUAGGGGCUCUGUGGUAUGUACAGAAAUGUAAGAGUGGGACAAAAAUGAGUAGUUUUCCCGUGCUGUCCUCAUCCUUUCUCCAGGAAAUCUGGUUCUGUUACCCAUUUUCCAUGCAUUCGAGUCCUGUGUGAAAAGCACGUGUGGCUGGGCUUCACGAGCAGGAAGGCAGGAUGCUGUCGAGACCAAAGCCUGGGGAGUCCGAGGCAGACCUGCUGCGCUUUCAGAACCAGUUCCUGGCAGCCAGAGCUUCUCCUGCAGUGAAGAUUGUGAAGAAAGCAGACAAGAGGAAAGGGAAGGAAGGGAGCACAGAUGCUGAGAGACCCCCGCUACAGGACAGCAAAGAUGUAGUCAUGUUGGAUGGCUUUCCUGAUACUCUCCCAGCUCUAACUCCAGCUCCUCCAAAAAAGUCCAGGAUCAAAAGUGCUAGUGUCCACUUUGAGGAUGAAGAUCCAGAGGAAAGAUUGGAGAGUCAUGAUCGACACAUUACAGCAGUCUUCAGCAAAAUUAUUGAACGAGACACAAGUGCAGUAGCAGUGACCAUGCCAGUGCCCACGGGAGACCCAUUCCCAAGGACAUUUCACCGCUCUGAGAUAAAAAGUGAGGUGCAGCUGGGACCUGGAAGAAAAAGCAUCUUUGCACAGAAGAUGGCAGCAAAAAGAGCUGCUGAAAAGGCAGCGACGGCUCCCUCUGCUGCCGAGUGCGUGGAAGUACCAUCAGCUGCUCCGGAUGCCUUGGAUCCUGUGGGAUCCGUGGGAGAGGCGCCUCUCCCCGGCAGCAGCGGUGAUAAAGAUGAUGACUUUUUGACCUCUCAGCGUUCUCGUCUCAUAACGGGAGAGGGUCUUGGAAGCCAAAAGAGUGAGCAGGAAGCUCAGGCUAUUCACAGAGAGAACUUGGAGAAGCUGCAAUCCAUGUCUGAGGAAGAGAUCCUGCAGGAGCAGGCGAGGCUUCUGGCUCAGCUGGAUCCCAGUUUAGUUGCUUUCUUGAAAUCACAACGUGGUAACAAUGAAGGCCAGAAAAAGGAAUUAAAAAUGGAACUGAACAGACCGGAGGAGUUUGUGGAAUCUCUGCCUGUGGCUCAGCAUGGUGUGAGAUCAUCUCUUUCCAUGCAGGAGUCAGGUCUGGAAGAACAUGUAAGGAAGGAAGAAAAUAUGAAGGUAGAAAUCAUGGAUGAUGAUCUGCCCGUGAAGCCCAGGAAGGAGUGGAUUCACAUGGACAAUGUAGAGUUUGAGAAGCUGGAGUGGAUGAAAGAUUUGCCCUCACCUCGGCAGAAGAAAACCAAAAAGGGAAUGCAAGCUCGAUUCAGUUUAAAAGGAGAAUUGAUUCCUGCAGAUGCUGAUUUGCCAACACAUCUAGGCUUGCACCACCAUGGAGAGGAGGCAGAGAGAGCUGGUUAUUCUCUGCAAGAGCUCUUUCAUCUGUCUCGCAGCCAAGUUACACAACAGAGGACACUGGCUCUACAGGUCUUAGGUCAUAUUGUUCAAAGGGCCAGGGCUGGAGAGUUUGCUUCCUCGUUGAAGGGCAGCGUUCUGCGUCUGCUGCUUGAUGCUGGCUUUCUCUUCUUGCUGCGCUUCUCGCUGGAUGAUGCAGUGGAAAAUGUCAUGGCAGCAUCUGUUGGUGCUCUCCGGGCUCUGCUGGUGUCACUUGAUGAUGAGAAAUAUCUUGAUUGGACUUUCUCAUGGUACCAAGGGAUGGCUGCAUUUCCCUUUGUCCCUAACAAUGAGGAGGAAGAAGAGGAGGAAGAUGAAGAGUUAAAUGGAACAGAGAAAUCUCAAAAUAAAAACUUAAGGGAUGAAAACAAGCCAGACCCAGAUGUGGCCCGAUAUGAUGUUGUAAAGGGACUUUUGAAGACAAGGAUCCAGCACCGGCUGAGGUACAUCCUAGAGGUGGUGCGACCUGUUCCAACAGUAGUCCUGGAUGUACUGCACAUCCUCACCCAUAUAGCAAGGCACUCCACUGAAGCAUGCAGCCAGCUGCUUGACUGUCCUCGAUUGAUUGAGACCAUUGUCAGGGAAUUCCUCCCUAUUCAGUGGGAUCCCAAAGUGGCGGAACCAGGGUUUUUGCUUACCAGUCUCCACGGAGUUGCUUGCGCCAGUGCUAUGAAGUUCAUCAGGGUCUUGGCAUCUGGAGGCCGAAAUGCAACAGCCAGGCUGCUUAACAAGUUUGAAAUGAAGAGUCGAUUAAGUCGCUUUAUCGCUGAAGAGCCUCUGGAUGUGCCUCUGCCGAGGGAGGAAGCCACGAGGCUGAGCACCGAAGCCUUCCGCCUGUGGGCUGUGGCUGCCGGCUACGGGCAGGCCUGCGACCUCUACAGUGAUCUCUACCCUGUGCUGGUGAAGAUACUGCAGUCCCUGCCUGAGUUGCUCAGUGGGAAGGGCCCUGUGGUUGAGCUGUCUGUGCAGCGAGCUGCAGCAGUGGUUACUCUGUUGACACAUGUGACACAAACAGCAGGAUACACGGCUGAGCUGCAGGCCAAGUUGAGCAGCAAUAACUCAGAAGAUAGUGAACUGAUCCCACCUCCUCCAGUAGCAUGGAGUCAAGUGUCAGGCUUACAGCCCUUCCUUGAGACAAGUCUGAAAAAAAUGCUUCAGCAGCUAUCCCAGACAGAAACUUGGCAAACUCUCCAGCCUCUAACCACGACUUGUGUGAUCUUCUUGGGAGUUUAUUACAGAGCUUACAGCCAACAGCCAUCGGUCAAUCCAGUUGACUGCUUAGAGGAACUGGAACGUUUGACAUCUGAGGUGCUGCAGCCCCUUCUCAGCCAGCCAGCCAUAGACAGCAUGUGGGACUUGCUCAGGCCAUGUUCUGCUUUGUGCAACCCUCUGUCCUGUUCCCCAGCACCGGAAUCUGUCAGCUGCAUUGCAUCUCUGAGUUGUACUGGAGGCAAACCUCCUUUGAGUCUGGUUGGCUCCAAGUCACCUUUCCCCUUCCUAACUGCCCUCUUAUUUCUCAUCAAUAACAUCACUCACAUUCACAAGGGCCUGACCAGCAAGUACAGCUCUGUGCUGAGCUUCAGAGGCUUGAAGGAUUAUCUGCAUCAAAGCUGGCAGACUGGACCUCCCUCUGUGACUCCCUCAUCUGCGUGGAUCCUGCGCCAUGAAUAUCACCUGCAGUACUUUGUGUUAGCGUUGGCUCAGAGAAUGGCAGGCACUUGUCCGGAUUACACCCAGCAUGCCUCACUCCAUCACUGUGUUGCCAUGGCAUUGCUAAGCCGUCUGUUGCCAGGGAGUGAGCAUCUGGCUCACGAGGUCCUACUGGAUCUUGCCUUUAAUCCAGAGUUUCUUCCUGAAGGGAAAGCUGGUGGGCCAGAAGCAGCUGACUUUUCUGAUAUUUUGCAUCUGGGCACCAGUGCCAAACUGGCACAGCCUGGCUCUGCAGCAGCAUUUCUUCCAAAGAUUACUCGUGGUGCCCUACUGAGAGAAUCAUACCAGAAUCUGCCUUCCAUUCGUUCCUGCUACCUCUCCAACUUUGUCCACUUGCAGCCCACCCUUAUGCGUUCUCAGGCAUCCUACCAAGGGCAGAAUUACCUCAUCCAGUCAAUGCUGCUUCCUGAGGUCAGAGGGCCCAUCCUGCCUUCAGACUGGCCAUUCUUUCCACUUAUCAGCCUGUACAACAAAGUGACAAAUGCAGAGACACGUGGGGCCAUACUGAACUCUCUCCCACUUGAUCUCAUCAACACUGUGACCUGGAACCUGCAGUGGGUCUUGUUGCUGGAAACCUGGCGUUCUAAAAUCCUCCAGAGCAUCCCAACGGCUGCCAAACUUGCACGGCUUAUGUGUGUCUUCCUCACUGGCAGUGACCUCUUUCUAGAAGCACCAAUCCACCGCUACACAACUGCCCUUCUCUCUGUGUAUUGUCAACCCAAGGUCCUGGACUCCCUGAACUUGGAUGCUCCUCUCCCUGGUUUGGCAUCCUUCCACGAUCUCUAUAUAAGUCUCCUGGAGCAAUUUGAGGGCGUGUCCUUUGGAGAUCCACUCUUUGGAGUGUUUGUUCUUCUACCUCUACAGAAGCGUUUCAGUGUUCAUCUGCGUCUCUCUGUUUUUGGGGAGCACACAAAUAUCCUGCGGGCGCUGGGAGUGCCAUUACAGCAGUUUCCUGUGCCUCUUGAGCGCUACACUUCCCCUCCUGAGGAUAACCUGAAUCUCCUGCGACUCUACUUCCGAACGCUGGUCACUGGUGCACUGCGCCACACCUGGUGCCCUGUUCUGUACGUGGUGGCCGUGGCUCAUGUGAACAGUUUUAUUUUCUCCCAAGAAAGCACAACACAGGAGACAGAUGCUGCUCGGAAAAGCAUGCUGCGAAAGACAUGGCUGUUGGUGGAUGAGAACUUGAAAAAGCACCUGCUGUACUACAGAUUGGUGAAUUCAGAGAGUCCUUUGGGAUUUGACCUUUAUGAGCAGCUCCCUCCCAUGCGACUGAGGUACCUGCAGAUAGUGACACAGAAAGAAAUUACAGAGAAUGCACCAGCACCAGACUCGUAGCAAAGCACUUGUGCCAGAAGAGGGCCAAGGUGAAGAAUAGAGAAGCUCAAUUUAUACUUCAGUGAUGAAAUUACUUUCAGUUCAGAUGGUUUUAGUGUUUCACCUGGACAUUCUUGGCAUCUUUGCCUAGUGAAGCACUAGUAGAAUGCUCCCAGCCCUGCAGAAUAUACAUGCUGUCAAGAUAUGACAGCAUGUAUGUGUGUGACCUCUCUCUGGUGGAUGUUGGAGCAUUUUCCUCCAUUCUUCUUCAAGUUGUUCUGCUUCUUCCCAGAGGAGGUGCGAAUGUGUCUGAAAGGCACGGGACUGUUAAAUAAACUGAAGGACCUGGAAAA
Messenger RNA from Motacilla alba alba, 5987 nucleotides. It is a transcript of the gene RPAP1, whose product is annotated as RNA polymerase II associated protein 1. The record is from RefSeq and is a predicted model, not a curated record. NCBI's taxonomy places the organism in Eukaryota, Metazoa, Chordata, Aves, Passeriformes, Motacillidae. Gene Ontology annotation, cellular component: nucleus. The transcript has 24 exons. Gene Ontology annotation, biological process: transcription by RNA polymerase II. Bases 1351 to 5655 code for a protein of 1434 amino acids.